AUGUUCUCGUACUGGCCGACGGCCCUCCAGAAGACGGCCAACGCCGACACGGAGCGCCGCCUCGUCUCGAAGGACCGGCGCGAAGAGCGGGCCUUUGGCUUCAUCCGCGAGAGCUACCGCGCGUGGCGGCUCACAGGCAUGGAGGCGCGCAAGGUCGUCACCGUUGCGACGGCGCCCGAGCCCAUGAAGGCCGACGCGCCGACCAACGACGACCUU
This is a messenger RNA of Saprolegnia parasitica CBS 223.65, 216 nucleotides long. RefSeq lists its product as hypothetical. The record is from RefSeq and is a predicted model, not a curated record. The annotation marks the transcript as partial. The transcript has 2 exons. Lineage: Eukaryota; Oomycota; Saprolegniomycetes; Saprolegniales; Saprolegniaceae.